GGAUUUCAGAGACACGAAACAAGGACCGUGCUGAGCUUUCUAUAAAAGCUCAUCGAUUUCGACUUCAAAGAAGGAAGCUCAAAGUUGUCAUCUUUUUGCAGAGUUUUUGUACGAUUUCCUUUGAUCUUCAUCUCUGAGAGGAGUUGAGAGUUUCUCAGCCGUAGCGAAGAUGCAUUCUUGCUUUUAUUCGAGGUUUUUUCUUGUGAAAUUGGUGAGGAAUCGCUGGAUCUAGGGUUUGUUGUUGUUUUUUUGGGUUUUGGUUUAGGGUUAGGGAUUUGAGCCUUUGAGGUGAAGAUGAAUGUGGAGAAGUCGCGGAUGUGGCAACCGUGUAAGAAGAAGAGAUCUUGAGGGGUUGGUGUUUGAAGGGCUUUUUCUUUGGGUUUGAAGGGUUUGGGGAGAAGAAUGAGCUCGAGAGGGAGGGUGAAAGUGGGGAGAUAUGAGCUCGGAAGGACGCUUGGAGAAGGGAAUUUCGCCAAGGUGAAGUUUGCGAGGAACGUUGAGACGGGCGUGAAUGUUGCUAUUAAAAUCUUGAACAAAGAGAAGCUUUUACGACACAAGAUGAUCGACCAGAUAAAAAGGGAAAUAUCUACCAUGAAAUUGAUUAAACAUCCAAAUGUCAUAAGGAUGCAUGAGGUCAUGGCGAGCAAGACAAAGAUAUACAUAGUUUUGGAAUUUGUGACUGGUGGUGAACUCUUUGAUAAAAUAGCUCAAAAGGGGAGGUUGAAGGAAGAUGAAGCCAGGAAGUAUUUUCAGCAGCUAAUAAAUGCAGUGGACUAUUGCCAUAGCAGAGGUGUUUUCCAUAGAGAUCUAAAACCAGAGAAUCUGUUGUUGGAUGCUGGUGGAAUUCUGAAAGUCUCAGAUUUUGGACUAAGCGCUUUACCUCAGCAAGUUCGUGAAGAUGGUUUACUCCACACAACAUGUGGGACUCCAAACUAUGUUGCUCCUGAGGUGAUCCACAACAAGGGCUAUGAUGGGGCAAAGGCAGACCUGUGGUCCUGUGGGGUGAUUCUUUUUGUACUUAUGGCAGGUUACUUGCCUUUUGAGGAUUCCAACCUUAUUUCACUGUAUAACAAAAUCUCCAAAGCAGACUUUUCUUGUCCUUCGUGGUUCUCUUCAAGUGCUAAGAAACUUAUAAAAAGAAUCCUUGAUCCCAGCCCUGCAACUCGAAUGACAAUUGCUGAAGUCAUAGAAAAUGAGUGGUUUAAGAAAGGAUACCGGCCACCUGUGUUUGAAGCACAAGAUGUUGAAAUUAGUGAUGUGAAUGCUAUUUUCGAUGGGGAUGCCAACAAUCUGGUUGUUGAGAGAAGAGAAGAAAAGCCGGCAUUGAUGAAUGCUUUUGAGCUUAUUUCUACAUCUCAGGGCCUAAACCUUGGUACCCUGUUUGAGGAACAAAUGGGUCUAGUUAAAAGAGAGACAAGAUUUGUGUCAAGACUACCAGCAACUGAAAUACUUGCAAAGAUUGAGCAAGCUGCUGCACCGUUGGGGUUCACUACAGAAAAGAACAACUAUAAGCUAAAGUUGCAUGGUGAGAAGAUUGGGAGGAAGGGGCAUCUGUCGAUUGCAACAGAGGUUUUUGAGGUUGGUCCUUCGUUGUACAUGGUCGAACUUCGUAAGUCAAAGGGCGAUACACUUGAAUUCCACAAGGUUUACAAGAACAUGGCGACAGGUCUGAAAGACAUAAUCUGGCAAUCACAGUCAAAAUCUAAGGAAGAUGCAGAUGAAAUCACAGAAAGUUAAGUCAAAAUUGAAGGUUUAUAUAUAUGUACAGCUCUUUGCAAAUGUCAAGGACAAACAAUUCCAAUGCAUGCCUUUCUGAACUACGAUCGAAAUUUGUUUUUCUAAGCCAUUUAUUCCGUAAAUGAAGUUCAGGAGUUUACAAUCAUACAGCAACUUGUGAUGAUUUCCAGGUUUCAUUAGGUUCAUGUUUUGUUUACAAUAUGAAAAUCAACUCAAUUCUAUGUGUGGAACAACUAUGUAAACCAAGAUCAUUUUCCUUGGCAGGAAAAUCAAGUUUAUGUAUGAAACUUAACAUUAUGUUUAGUAUCAUAAAGACCUGGAAUUUGUAGUAUGAGUUAUUAAAUUGAGAUGUGAGCAUUAUGGUUA
Dioscorea cayenensis subsp. rotundata (Guinea yam) is the source of this 2103-nucleotide messenger RNA. Its product is annotated as CBL-interacting protein kinase 23-like. Gene Ontology annotation, biological process: signal transduction; protein phosphorylation. The record is from RefSeq and is a predicted model, not a curated record. The transcript is spliced from 14 exons. Lineage: Eukaryota; Viridiplantae; Streptophyta; Magnoliopsida; Dioscoreales; Dioscoreaceae. Gene Ontology annotation, molecular function: ATP binding; protein kinase activity. Bases 403 to 1737 code for a protein of 444 amino acids.